Molecule: messenger RNA, 1972 nt
Organism: Boeremia exigua
Lineage: Eukaryota; Fungi; Ascomycota; Dothideomycetes; Pleosporales; Didymellaceae
Product: POT family-domain-containing protein
Exons: 3
Coding region: 83-1735 (550 amino acids)
Biological process (GO): transmembrane transport
Cellular component (GO): membrane
Molecular function (GO): dipeptide transmembrane transporter activity
Source: RefSeq, a predicted model, not a curated record
GGGCGUUGCCCAAGAAGCCUUGUGAAAUGCUUGUCGGACCACCUGUAGCUUGUUUCUUUUCAGCUGUUUAGAAGCCAAAGCCAUGGCCACAAAUCACGAUUCCCAGGAGAAGGACAUCGAGUCCGCAUCUGCCACCUCACGCUCUACACCAACGGUUGGAGACUACACUGCACCAACAGCAGAGGAAGAAACCACCCUGAGAAAGGUCUCUGGCGGCAUCCCGCCAAUCGCAUAUUUGAUUUGCGUUGUUGAGCUUGCCGAACGUGCAUCAUACUAUGGCGCGAAAGGUGUUUUCAACAACUUCAUGCAGUUUCCUCUACCUAAGGGAGGCAACGGUACAGGCGCUGUGCCAAAGAGCAAUCCGAACGGCCAUGCCGGUGCACUGAACCAAGGUCUCCAAUUUGCAUCGGCCAUGUCUAUCCUCUUCACGUUCUUGUCCUACACUAUCCCGAUCUUCGGUGCCUGGCUUGCUGAUGCUAAGAUUGGACGCUUCAAAGGUAUCCUUAUAGGUGUUCUGAUCGGUGGUUUCGCUCACGUCAUUAUGAUUGGUGGUGCUGCUCCUGCUGUGUUGAAGGCUGGGAAGGGCGUCGCACCUUUUCUGAUCAGCUUCAUUCUGCUUGCCAUCGGUGCGGGUAUCUUCAAGCCGCUUGUCGCGCCUACGCUCCUUGACCAAUAUGAGCACCAGAGGCCGUACACUAAGACUCUCAGGAGCGGGGAGAAGGUCAUCGUUGACCCAGAGACCACGAUUCAGCGCAUCCUGCUCGUAUUUUAUGGCUUCAUCAACGUUGGAGCCUUCUUCGCCAUCGCCACGACCUACGCAGAAAAGUACCUCGGCUUCUGGAUCGCUUUUCUUCUCCCUGGUAUCGUCUACUUCUUGCUGCCAAUCUUGCUGUUCUUCAUGAACAAACGCUUAGUCAAGAAGCCGGCAGUCGGAUCAGAGCUUGUCCAAUUCUUCAAGAUCAUCGGAGUUGCCAUCAAGGGCAACAAAGGUAAGCUCUGGGGCAAGGGAUAUUGGGAUGCCGCACGACCUUCGACUCUCGCUGCCCAGGGACGUACUGUCACAUGGACUGACAAGAACGUUGCUGACGUCUACCGUACACUCGAAGCCUGUCAAAUCUUCUUGUACUUCCCUCUCUGGUUUCUAAAUGACGGCGGUAUUGGUGCCGUCCAGUCCAACCAAGGCGCUGCCAUGACCACCAAGGGCGUACCAAAUGACCUGCUAAGUCACUUCAAUCCGCUGACAAUCAUCGUGUUCUCGCCGAUCCUCAGUCACGGUCUCUAUCCUCUCCUGCGACGCUACAACAUCAAGUUCGGGCGCAUCAACCGCAUCACAACCGGCUUCAUCAUCGCCGCCAUCUCUGGGGCCAUCGGUGCAAUUGUCCAGUGGCGCGUCUACAAGACAUCUCCGUGUGGCUACUUCGCAUCGGACUGUGACGGGGUCUCGCCCAUCACUAUCUGGUGGCAGCUCCCUAACGUCAUGCUGGGUUCCAUCUCAGAGGUCUUUGUCAACAUUACUGGCUAUGAACUGGCCUACGCUCGCGCCCCUCCAAACAUGAGGUCCAUUGUCAUGGCUCUCUUCUUAUUCAACACAGCCUUAUCUCAGGCCCUUGCAGAGCUCUUGAUCCCCGCUAUUAAGGACCCCCAUCUUAUUGUAAGUGCUCUACGAAUAAACCUUACGCUUCGUACUGACCUGUUUCGUAGUGGGUAUGGGCCGGGCCUGCUAUUGCACUCGUAGCACAGACUGUUAUCUUCGUGUGGAGGCACCGCAAUAUCAACGACGACGAGUUUAUGGUAUACGAGGAUGAAGUGCCAGCCGAGAUUGUCCAAUCUGUCGACAACGAGAAGAAAUAGACGGCUGAAAUCACGAAGCUUGGAGCGACGAGAUUAACCAUCAGACGAAUCAUCUCGAUUCUUCAUAGCAAGUCACAACAUGAGCUGUAGGAACGGCGCUGCGCAACGACUGCAUCCCCCC